CAGAUCCGACACUUUCAGUGAACUGCAAAUACACGCGAUGCAUCAGUCAGUGUUGUGAUUGAUUAUCAGUAAGAUAUUGAUCAUCAUCAGCUCUGUAAACAUGCGGGUUUCUCUCUGGUGCGUUUGGAUUUUAACUCUUCACACCGCAGCUCAGCAUCCUCCUGAGCGGCAGGAGGGAGGCGUGCAGUCCGGAGGGAGGAGGAGGCAGAGCACCGGUACACCGACCCUGCUGCAGCCGGCGGCGGUGAGGGGAUCCGGGGAGAAGCUCGGCGGCAGGAGGGCACCCUUGAACGGUCCUCAUGUCUGUGGUGGUCGGUGUUGUGUCGGCUGGACUUUGUCACCCAGAACCAGACGAUGCACCAAACCCAGGUGUGUUCCUCGUUGCCAAAAUGGCGCAUUGUGCCGGCAGUCUAACCGCUGUGUGUGUCGACGGGGUUUCCAUGGUAACCGCUGUGAGGUUUCCUCUGCAGCGCUGACCUCCUCUGUUCCUCCCAGCAUUGUCCCACACCGAGAACUCACCUUCACCUCCUACAGAGACACCAGACUUGCUCAACGCCCCGCCAUCAGGAAGACCAGAGUCCUCUCAGCUCGCUCCGGUCCUGCUGUUACGGUAACGCCUCCUGCCUUCAUGACAACCAGCAAACCCAAACCAGCACCUGAGACCCACAACAAGCAGGGGGAUGCAAAGAUCCCAGAAUCUGCUCCUGAGAAGUCUGGACAGUUUAGAGUAAAACCUGAAACUAAAGCUGAGGACAGAGGAGGUGUUUCGAAGGAGCUUCUAAUGCAGGAGGAGAACCAAGCCUCCCCAAAACGACCACAGGUGGAGCGGAGAGCCGAGAGGACGCAAACACCCAAGUUCAACAACUUGCAGCUGCAGACAGGAGACAGUGAGGAGGAGAGAGGAGAAGUCACAGCCGGCAUCACAGAGCUUAAAACACAAGAAACUCCAAAGUUAAAAUCAGAAGCAGAGGAAGAGGAGGAAUCACACGCCUUCAAAACCCCAAAGCUGGAGUCUCUGUCCUGGUCUCACACUGAGGGAAAGAUGUCACUAGAUUUAAACGAAACUUCUAAACCAGAGGAUAAAAGAUUAACCCAACAGUCUGACUCAGAAUCUGAGAUGGUGGAAAGAUUAACGGCCUCUAAAAUCCCAAACCUGGAGUGGAGGUUUAAAGCUGAGGACAGACUGAACUUGGAGUUAAACGUUGAGCCUGGUGAAGAGUACGGCCUUCAUCUGGGGUCUGAUCCUGGGCAGAGGUCGGAGAAAAAGGUGGAUGAUGGUGGGACGGGAGAGGAGGUGGAGAAGAAGAAGAAGGAGGAGGUGAAGACUGGAGGAGCAAAGAAGCAGCCUCUGAGUCUGAGGGAGGCCCAGGCGGUUCUGCUGAGGAAGACUUUGUCACGGGGAGGAAGAGGAGACAAGAUGGCCGCCCUGCUGAUGAAGCACAUUGAGAAGGAGAGGAAGAAAGUCACUGUGACCUCCUCUUUCUCCUCCCCUAACGCCUCAUCCUCUUCAACGUCAUCAUCCGCAGUAAAAACCAGCGUGAAGACCUUUUACACUCAGAAGGGCCAGUACACCAUCCACGUCACCGCACCCUCAGCUGAUGGACAGACAGUCUCAGGAGGGGCAGGAGGAGCAGGGGAAGGGGUGGAGAGGAUCCAGGUGAUGUUCACGCCCACCAUCUGCAAGGUGCGCUGCAGCCAGGACAGAUGUGUCAACUACUGCGAGCGAGGCAACGUGACCACGCUGUACAGCAGCAGUGAGGGUGGAGGAGGAGGUGUAGGAGGAGGAGGAAGGAGAGACAGCUCCCAUGGACCGGGCUUCAGAGUCUUCCUCUGUCCUCUGCUCUGUAAGAACGGAGGCAUCUGCCUGCAGAAGGACCGCUGUCUCUGCCCGCCAAACUUCACUGGGAAGUUUUGCCAGAUCCCUGUUGCCCCCACAGCCGUCGAUGCAGCUGCAUCUGUAUCUGCAUCUGCAUCCGCCUCCUCCACCUCCACCAAUGAGAUCGUCAAACCUGCGCUGCUCUCUGCCAUGGCAGCCAAUCAGGAGCUGACCCAGUCUGAGUUCCUGCUGCCCCUGGGACAACACCAGGAGACGGGAAGGGCUGGUGCUCCCGGCCCAUCCAUGGUGAAGGUCAGAGUGCAGCACCCCCCUGAGGCCAGCGUGAAGAUCCACCAAGUGCGGAAGGUGUCUGGAUUCAGCCCCACACUGCGGACUCUCUCCUCCUUGUCCUCGGGGUCAGCGGGGGCUCCGGCUCCGGCUCCAGCAGGUGGGGGGGUCCAGGCCCAAACAGUGAGAGGGGACGGCGCCUUCACCCAGCACUCUGGGUUCAAGUACUGCUUCAGAGAUGUUAAAGACGGACAGUGCAGCUCUCCUCUACCCGGUCUGAGGAGCAAGGAAAUGUGCUGCAGAGGGAUCGGGAAGGCCUGGGGCAUCUCUGAUUGUGUCCUCUGUCCUGAGAAUACAGCUCAAGGCAACAACAGCUGUCCCGCUGGUUUUGAACGAGCCAACGGAACGCAUGGAACACACUGUGUCGAUGUGAAUGAGUGCCUCCAUCCGGGGCUGUGUGAGAAUGGGCUCUGUGUGAACACCAGGGGGAGCUAUAGCUGUGUGUGUAGGGCGGGGUUCAUCCUCGACGCCACACAUGGAAUCUGCAUCUCCCAGAGUGUGAUAUCAGAGGAGAAAGGUCAGUGUCACCGGGUCCUGGGUUUCGGCCAGGGUCCGUCCUCCUGCUCCCUACCCAUCCUCAGGAACAUCACCAAGCAGAUCUGCUGCUGCAGCCGAGUUGGCAAAGCCUGGGGACCCAACUGCCAGAGGUGUCCUUACUUUGGUUCAGUGGCUUUUAAGGAGAUCUGUCCGGCUGGUCCUGGUUACCAUUACUCAGCUUCGGCCCUGCAGUUCAACCAGAGAGUCAACGAGCACCUGGGGAGCCGAGGAGUUCAGCUGGUCACCCACAGCAACCAGGAUAACCAGGGUCCUGGUUCUGGGACCAGUAGCAGCGGAGCCUCCAGGUCUCAGCAGAUACCCUCUUCUUCUGGAGCAAGUACUUCGCUGAGUUCUUCUUCAGGUGUCGGGUCCAGUACUGGAUCAGCUGGUACCAGCAUAGCCCACAUCAGACCCAGUCUACCCCAGCCUCAACCCAGACCCCAGCCCCACCCUCUACCUCAGCUUCGACCUCAGCCUCGGCCCCAGCCUCCAUCUCAGCCUCGGCCUCAGCCUCAGCCCCAACCUCCAUCUCAGCCUCGACCUCAGCCCCAACCUCCAUCUCAGCCUCGACCUCAGCCUCAGCCCCUGCCUCCAUCUCAGCCUCGACCUCAGCCUCGGCCAGCUGACUCUUCCCCCUCCAGGCCGGUGCAGCCUGGCGGCACCGGCACCACGGCCUCCCAGGACAAACCCCAGACUCCCAGCAGACCUGGGACCCAACAGAACCAGCCCGAUCCUGCCCUGUCAUUCACAACACAACAAAGAACCCAGCCUCCACCCACCAGGACUCAAGCAGGUGGUCAGUCCUCCUCGGUAUCCCGGCCAGAUCAGCCAGCAGCCAGAGGGGACUCUCUCCCCGCUCCUGCCCAGCCACAGAGCCCUGAGCAUGGGUCGACUUCCAGCAGAGACCUCCCUUUGCAGAGCAGACCAGCUGUCAGCCCAACGACCCGACCAGCCCGAGUCCAGCCAGUGCGAGGUGUGUGUGAGAGCAAACCAGGUGUGUGUGGGCGGGGACGCUGUGUGGACCAGCCAGGUGGAAAACACACGUGUGUGUGUGAUCAGGGAUACCAGCCCAACUCUCAGCGCACAUACUGCCAAGAUGUGAAUGAGUGUAUCCAGUCUCCAGCUGUGUGUUCAGUGGGAGAGUGUAUGAACACCAUGGGAAGCUACAGGUGUGUGUGUCCGCCAGGAUACAGGAGCAGCAGCCAGCAGACUAGCUGUCAAGACAUCGAUGAGUGUCUGCAGAAUCCCUGCACCAACGGUCGCUGUGACAACACGCCGGGCAGCUACAAGUGUGUCUGUCGCCUUGGCUACAGGCUCAUCGGCAACAUCUGCACAGAUAUGGACGAGUGUGAGGAUGCUCUGCAGUGUCCAGGUCAGGAGUGCAUCAACAGUCAGGGCUCGUACCGCUGCGUGUCCUGUCAGCCCGGAUACAGACUGGUCAACAGGCUCUGCACAGACAUCGACGAAUGUCGCCAGGCUCUCUGCUCCAAUGGUCGCUGUGAAAACACACCAGGAAGCUACCGCUGUGUCUGUCGUCAUGGUUACAAGCUCCAGAACAAUACCUGCACAGACAUAGAUGAGUGUGCAGAGCCGUCUCAGUGUCCUGGUCAGAUGUGUGUGAACACUGUGGGAUCGUACCGCUGUGUGUCCUGUCGACCAGGAUACACACUCACCAACAGACAGUGUACAGAUGUAAAUGAGUGUGAGAACAGCGAGUCUUGUCCUGGUCAGCGGUGUGUGAACACUGAAGGGUCUUACAGCUGUGUGGACUGUCAGCAGGGAUACCACAGCGUCAAUGGAGUGUGUGUAGAUGAGGACGAGUGUGUGCAGGCCUCUCAGUGUCCCGGUCAGCAGUGUGUGAACACUGUGGGAUCGUACCGCUGUGUGUCCUGUCAGCCUGGAUACAGCAGGAAGGACGGCUCCUGCCAAGAUGUAGAUGAGUGUGCCAGCGCCGGGGCGUGCGAGGUAGAGCGGGUGUGCGUGAACACCAUUGGCUCGUUCAGGUGUGACUGUCCGCCUGGGUACCGAACCUCCAGCCUGGGAAGACAGUGCAGAGACAUUAACGAGUGUUUGGAGGGAGAUUUCUGUUUCCCUAGAGGAGAGUGUGCGAACUCACCGGGGUCCUACACAUGUGUGUGCUCUCAGGGAUUCACACUGAGUGACAACAGGACCGCCUGCAUCGACGUGGACGAGUGUACGAAGUCUGGUGUGUGUUUGGACGGUCGCUGUGUGAACACUGAAGGCUCCUUCCACUGCCAGUGUCAAACCGGCUUCACCACCAAUCCAGAGAGAACUGCCUGCCUCGACGUUGAUGAGUGUGUCUUGUCCAGCGGCUCAGUGUGUGCAUCACAGCGCUGUGAGAACACGAUUGGCUCGUACCACUGCCUCACUUCCUGUGAGCCGGGCUACCAGGUCACACAGACGGGCAACUGCGUAGACAUUAAUGAAUGUGCCAAUAAGACAGUGUGCGGACAUCACGCCUACUGUCAGAACCUAAUGGGAACCUACCUGUGUGUGUGUGACCAGGGCUUCACCUCCACCAGCGACGGGAAGGCUUGUGUGGAUGAGGACGAGUGUGUGUCUAUGCCCGGUGUGUGUGGUUCUGCUCGCUGUGAGAAUGUGGAGGGAUCCUUCAUGUGUGAAUGUGACAGACGGGGAGAAGAGUUUGACCACACCACAAGGCAGUGCGUCAACACGGCACAAAGCGCACGGAUGCUCCCAAGCUCCACCUCCAUCUCCUCUUCCUCGUCCUCCUCCUCGUCCUCCUCCUCGUCCUCCUCCUCCCAUGUCAGUGUGGUGGAGUUGGCUCCAGUGCUGCCCCCACUCCCUGCAGCUCGUCCUGGUGAGCUGAGGGAGUGUUACUACAACCUGGCUGAGCGGGGAACCUGCAGCCUGCUGGCCACCAACACCAGCCAGCAGGAGUGCUGCUGCACAGUGGGGGAGGGCUGGGGGCUGGGCUGCCAGUACCACACCUGCCCCACCGCUGACACAGCCGAGUUUCUGUCUCUGUGUCCCAGUGGGAGAGGAUACGUUACUACUGGACCAGGAGCCUUCAGCUACAGAGAUGUGGACGAGUGUAAGCGUUUCCAGCCGGAGGUGUGUAAGAACGGAGUGUGUGUCAACAACAUCCCUGGAUACAACUGCUACUGCGCCAGUGGAUACGUGUACAACAGCACCCUGCUGGAGUGUGUUGAUCACGAUGAGUGUGAGGAGGAGAGUUGUAUCGGAGGACUCUGUGUCAACACGGUGGGUUCUUAUUACUGCAGCUGUCCACAUCCUCUGGUCCUCGACGACACUCAGCGCAACUGUGUCAACUCCUCCCACCUCACUGUGGAUGAGAACCUGUCUGUGUGCUGGCAGCACGUCACGGCAGACCUGGUGUGUCAGAGUCCUCUGCUUGGAGCUCAGGUCACCUUCAUGGACUGCUGCUGUCUGUACGGGGAGGGCUGGGGGAUGGAGUGCGCCCUCUGCCCCUCCACUGACUCUGAGGACUACGGCACUCUGUGCAGUUCGUUUCUUCCUCCCUUUUUGCCGGAGGGUUUUCCGGACUUUGGAGCUGAAACGGGAGUGAGACCAGGAGCUGGACGAGGACGAGGAGGAGCCAGUGAGCAAUCUCCUCCAUACUUCCCUGCCUACAGUACGGACUCCUUCCCUCCGCCUGUGCUUCCUGACUAUGACGACUACUCUCCAGCAGGAGACAGCAGGUCAGGUUUCAGAGGGAGGACACCUGCCACCUUCAGCCUGCCGGACAGUGGAUAUCCCAGGUCAGAGUACAGCACUGGUUACUACUCUGAAGGAGACUUCAGCCCCCCUGAUGGCUCCCCGCCCAGGCCUCCAUCCUUCCACCUCCCUGCGGACCCCAGGGCCGAGAGGGCAUUUGGGGCCCGGCCUCCUCCUCCAUCACGACCCGACGGGCCUCCUCUCAGCCUGGCCCCACUGCCUGGCGCUCCCUAUGAGGUGGAGCAGGAGGAGGAGGAGGAGGUGGCGUGGAGGCCGGGCCCGCCCUUCCCUCCGUUCACUGAGAGGGGCAGAGGAGGUGGAGGUGGAGGUGGAGGUGGAGGAGGAGGAGGAGGGGGAGCACCGAGGAGGGUGUAUGAGAGGCGUUAUGAAUCCUACGCCGGCCUAAGCACAGCAGAGGAUUGUGGGAUACUACAUGGCUGCGAGAAUGGCAGGUGUAUCCGCGUCGCCGAGGGUUACACCUGUGACUGUUACCAAGGAUACGAACUGGACAUGACCUCCAUGACAUGUAUAGAUAUAAACGAGUGUGAGGCUGGCAUCACAUUGGACUUCCCGUGUGUGAACGCUCGCUGUGUGAACACAGAUGGCUCGUUCCGCUGCGUCUGCAGGAGAGGAUACGUCAUGUCCCGCAGGCCAAACCACUGUGUGGCUGCAUAGACCAGACUGGACUGGACUGGGCUCGAUUAAACCAGUAUAAACUGGUCUAGCGAAUCGAGACUGGACUGCACAACAACAGACUGGGCUAGACUAGAUUAGACUAAAGCGGCUAUGGGACCUGAUUUGACAAACUAGAUUAUACCAGGUUAGGAUGAACUGGGUUUAAAAUAGUCUAGAUUGCACUUAACUGGGAAAGGGUGGACUGGGCACCAGUUACACAAGGUCACUCUGGAUAAAAUACCAAUUUAACACCGCUUUUUAGCUACAGUUUCUCCACGUCUUUGCAAAUUUCAACUUGUUUUUUGUGUUGAUAUGUGAACACGAUAUUUCCUCGUAGAUUUUUCUCAGAUUUUUUAUGUCUAGAGAAAAAAAUAUCUCUGGAAACAAACAAAACUAACUUUUGUUGCAACAAUCCAGGAUAAAUUAAUUGUUUAGUAAAGUGACUGUAAACAUGAUUAACUAGCUCAAACUGAAAUCUGAAUUCUCCUAAAUGUUUUAAUGUGAGGAAAUAUAAUGACGUUGCAAAAGUUUUGCAUAUUUUUCUGUUAUGCAAAAGAGGAUAAAACUAUUUUUGAACAUAUUUGUGGAGACAGUGUGUAAGCUUUAAAAAUAGGCUGUAUGGACUGUCUCUUUCCAACAUUCAUCAUUGUAAGGACCCAAUAUAUUAGAUUUUAAUCUGAUUUUUCAAUAUAUAAAAUAUACACUUAAACAUCCUCAAUCUUAUUGACAGAGCAACAACACAUAUAAAACAAACAUGCUCGACCUCAGUUUCUCUUUGUCAUCGCCCACCUGUCCAAAAAAUACAAGAAAAAGAUAGAAAAUGAACAAUGAUUUGAGUCAGGAAAUUAUUCAUACGGUCACUUUAUUACACAAUUAGUUGGUCCCAGUGUAUAGUCUGCUCUAUCACCCCAUACAUUAUCUCCUCACAUAAAGGUCUACAAAAAUGUGUCGAACAAGUUAAAAAACAAUGUUUAAAGCUUGAUGAAACCCCACAGUGUCUGGUCAGUUUAAACCAGUCUAGCCCUGUUUAGCACCAGUGGUUGAAACCAGGCUAACUCCUCAAGUAGACUCCAGGCCCACUCUGAUUAGCCUCCGCUGUGAACCACGCUGUGCCAAAGUUCAUCUUUAUGUUUCUGAUGACCAUGACUCUUUCUGAAUGUUUACCGCGUUGAAGUUAAGUCUGGUAGGUUGUUCCCAGCGGGAGAAAAAAACGUGUUUUGAGACGUGUGAAGUAGAAGAAGAAAACAGUUGUGUGUGUAUUUUUUUUGUUUGUUUUAGGAAUCCAACCAGACUGCAGAGAAACACUGAGCUCACAUCAGUUUGAAAAACAGCAACUUUACAUUUUAACCAUAGAUGGUAAAAAAGAAGUGGACGUAGCCUCCGGGUCAAGUGAAGUCAAUGCUGAAGUGCCUUAAAGCUACAUUCUUUCUAAUGACCAGCAGGGGGCAACUCAACUGGUGGCAAAAACAAAUUCAGUUGUAUAGAAGUCAGUGAGAAAAUGAACCUACUUCCCACUUGAUUUAUUACCUCGACAAACCUUUUCCCAAUUAAUUUAUGGCCUCAGUCUCUAGUUUCAAGUCCUCUUCAAUACAGCAUGAUGUUCAUUAUGUGAUGGCUCCAAAAUAAAAAAACAAGAUGGCAACAACAACAACUCAAAACACCAAACUUGAGGCUUUAAAACCAUGGAUGUAUAAAUAGAACCACAGUGUUGGAAGCAGGGCCCAGUUCAUUCUUAUGAAAGCUGCUUAGUCACGCAUGAAGCCAAAAACGUUCGAUUUCCUGGGUAUAAAAUUACCUGGAUUUUCCUCAUCACGGGGCCAAUAGAGCUAUAGAGACUACUACUAAACUUAAAUGGGGAUAAAAUUAUUUAAACAUGCGGGACUUUAAAUAUGUUAUCAGACUGUAUGGAUCAAAUUCUGAUGGUGAAGCGAGUCAUUUUGUUGGGGCUAUGAUGCUAAAAAAAUGUAUCCACUAAUUUACAGAGGCCUGUUUGGGGUUCAAUAGUGUCACGUGAUAGACCUGAAUGUUGUAAUGCCACCGUUUGCAUCAUAACUUGGCUACUACGAAAAUUGGCCUCAAAGCCAACGCUGUUGGUGGCUUGGGCGUAGCAAUGUGUAUUCUCGACAGCUCCACCCUUUCUUCCAAAUAUGGUCAUUUCUGGCUCCAGAAAACCAAGAUUGCAACGGACAAACUGCCGAACUCUAGGCUAUAGAAUGAUAGCCCACAAACCAGUGGGUGACAUCACGGUGGCUACGUUCAUUAUUUUAUACAGUCUAUGGGUUUAACUGGAUAGAAAACAGAUGGAACGACAUUAAUAAACACCAGUUGUACUGUUUACACAACCCCAAGAUUUGAAGGGCAUCAUCUGCAGACAUAAGACAAAAUAUCAUCUAGCUUUAGAAAUAUUAAUGAAUUAAUUAUUUGAAGUAAAAAAUAAAUACAGCAAUGAUACCAAAACAAUGCAAAUCAGUCAUGUAUUAGCAUUAGCAUGAUAGCUGUCCCAUCGUAAACAACAGAUCUUUAACCAUCAAGAAGUAACUAGUGUUUUGUUGUUCCUCAUCUAGAAAACUACGGUUACCCAAGUCUCCUGAGGAAAUGUUGGCAUUGUAGGUUUUUGCAAACCACUGAUACAUUUGUACAUUAUUACAUAGUGGAUACACUAAAACUUAACCCUAUGGUUAAUGUAUGGAUUAGUUCAGGCACAAAAACCACUUGGUUGCAGUUAGAAAAAGAUCAUGCUUUGGCUUAAACUACCUGAUUUUGGGGGCAUAAUCAUGACAGGAAAAACUGCAAAAUGUUGCUACGAAACACCCACGUUUGGUGCCUAAAAAGCCGCUGGAAACUGAGUCACAACUCAUUUUGUCAUUUGUCUCAAACAGUGGUCUGCAGCUUGGCAGCCAUCUUGCCUAGCUGACUGUCCACCAUCCCCUCCACCUCCACAUGACAAAGUCAGCUCAUAUACCAUGUCACUUUUAAAACAUUGAUAUGAAACGUAGAAAUGUUACUUAUUUGUGGUUUGCAUAAAUGUGCAAUGCCAGCGUUUUCUUCUGGCCACUGGGCUGGGUAUGUUGUGAUGAAAUUAAGUUUAAACGUACAUCAGUAACGAGCCAUCCACUAGCUAGAAGCUAAUUGCAAAGGUACCAAUUGCUGUGAGCUCAUGAGCUAACCCAGCAUAUUCGUUAGCAUAUACGUCGUUCUACUUACAAAACUCAUUUUCUCACUGGGCUGUAGCCACUGAAAUACUGACGGGAUGAGUCCAAAAACCUCCAGCUGAGUAAUUUUAAUUGCUGAAUUAUAUAUUUCAGAACAGGGCACCAUAAUAACUCAACAUUGACCACAACUUCAGAACUAAGUCUGUGCUUGGAUGUGUCCUUGCUUAAGCGCACCUUGUAGCCGACUUCUCUUCUUCAGUUUUUAUGUCCACAAACAUCUUAUAGCCUCGUUUUUGUUUUGUUUUGUUUUUUUUAUCGAAGAAGCAGAUACAUCCUUUGUUUGGACGAAUCAAGCAGGAGAAUUUCACAUUGAUUCAAAGAUGUGAAAGUUGUGUAUUCGUGGGAAAAAUGUAUGAGACUUUUACUCCUGGAACCAGUGGUGCCUGAAUUAAAUACUCCUACUUUUCAUCUACAUUUUCUGGGUGUAAAUACAAAAUUUAAAAUCCUACUUAUGCCGUUAAAAUCCUUCAAAUUAGGAUUAUUAAUUAGGAUUUUCUGUGACUGAGAUAUUUUGACCCAUUACAGAUGUGAUUUACAAACUACUUCGACCACUUAUUCAAAACGUCUUUUUCUCAGUAUGCAGUAUGUACAUUUAUAUACCCUGACAGAGUUUUAUAAUCAACACUGUCUCUGUGAUAAACUAAUUAAUCAGCAACGCCAUGAUUUAUCUUCACUAAACCAAAUUCAGCAAACUAUGAAUGUUUAUAUUCUAUAAUUUUCUUAUUGUCAACAAAUUUCAUGCAGAUUCAAACCAAAACAUUGUUUCCUACCAACAAGUGUUUUAUAUGCCCUCUUUAUCACCAUUACCACAUACACUGUAGUUUAUUUCGAUUCAGUCCCACACACACCGUCCUGCUGCCACAAAUAUUCACCAGAGCACCAAAUGCGGAUUAAUCUGCCGCUGAAAACAGUCCUCAACAAAUGCACUAUUUCCACCUGUUUGUUUAAUAAAAACUACAGUGAGCGUCUGUUUUGGGAAAUUACUAACAAAACUUUUUUUUUAAAAAUAGAUUUACAUCUUCUGCAUCUUUGAUCUGCGCAUUAAAUUUGUUGACGAUAGAAAACAUAUACACCAAAUUUGAUUUAAACAUCACCUUAAGUUGACUUUUUAAACAUCUAGUCACCAGAAAAAAGGUUGAUGUCGUACGUUUCUACAAACCACGAAUAUGUUACGUUUGUACAUGAUGUGACAUUUCAACAACUGGUUAAUGUCUGAUUAGAUUUAAGACUCAUUUAUCCUUUACGUAUGAAAGUACAAUAAAACGUUGACUAAAAGCCUAGUCCCUUUUACUAGCCCAGUGUGGCUAUACAUUUACAUUUUGACAAAUAAAUGCCUGUCUCAGUUAGACGCCUGGUCUGGUUGCCAAGCAGUUACAUUUUUUUUUUUUUUUUAUAGAAGUUCUCUGGAUGUUUGAGACCAGGUUGUUGGCUAUCUCAAAUUAUGUGUCCGUUCCUCGAUUACCCUGUAAGUUAUUCAUAUUGCAUUAAUCCGUAAGGGUCCUCAGAUCAAACGAAUCAAAAGGGUUUUUCAUAGAAAUUAAGUUUCAAGUUGUGAGUAUUGUUUUAACAGGAUAAAGUGCUGUUGUGUCUGGUGCCGGGUGCCGUAAUCCUCGAGUCUCCACUCUUUCUCUGAUGUCUGUCAGGGGUAGAUCAAAUGAAUGACUCAUAAUUGGUAUAUUAUCUGAAGCGUAAUUUUUAAACAAGUAAUAUUCAUACUGGUUUAAAUAAACAAUUUGAUUGUAUUACCCAAUCUAUGCAGACCAACAGUUUUGUGUUAAAGGAAUUAAAGGCCUGUCACAAAUAUAGGCCUGUUGAUUUCAGGGAUUUACGCAAAUAAUAGCCCGGACUAUUAAUUCAAGUUUUACAGUAGAAAUGUCCAUUUCACAUGUAAACAUCACUGCCCUCAUACUUCAUGUUUACUUUAUGUUGGGAUAGAUACAGCCAAUAGAUGGCACUAGAGGGCAGAGUUAAAAGUUCCACAGAGCAACAAAGGAGCUGACAGUGGAGGAGGUCUUCUUCUGUAUGAUAUCACAUCCUGACGUGUGUACGGAGAAUUAUUUUCACUACCUUACCAAUUCGUUCCUUUCCAUCAUAAUUUAAAUUUAUUUGACGUCUCCUAUGGUCACAUCUUGCUUGAACCAUGCUAUACUGCCUCUAUGAUCUCCGGUGGCACUGGAGGCAGGUGUAGACAGAAGUCUCCGUUCGUCUCUGUCUUAGUAUUAAACGUUGAGCAUGAAUGAACCCUUAGGCACAAAAACAAAUUGUUGUUUUGGUUUUAAAAACAUGAUCUUUGUGGCACUAUUUUCUCUGGACAAAUAAUUAGAGGCCCUAAAAAUUACCCACGUUUGGUGGCUACAAACCUGCUCAAAACACUGAGAUGUCUUGGUAAAAAACAACUGCUUUUCCUGGCACUUUCCCAGAUGGAAAAACAGCGAAGCGUUUGCUGUUUUUUGGUCUUGAACAGUGGUCCGCUGCUUGGCAGGCGUCUCUCCUUGGUGACACGCCAUCCAUCAUCUCCUCCACCUCCCAGUGACAAAGUCAGCUCAUAUACUACGUCACUUUAGAAACAUUGGUAUGAUCCAUGUGAAACAUAUAAAUGUAACUUAGUGGUGGUUUGCAGAAGCGUACAAUGCCAAAUUUUUCUUCUGGCGGCUGGGCUGAGUUGAUUAAUUACUGACAUGUCUGUACUUACACUUGGUGGCUUCCUCUCCUGAAUGUCGUGGAGGCUGCAUUCAGUCAUACUGUGUAUAUAACAACAUUCCUCCACAAUAAUCCUGUUAUAUUGUUACCAAAUGAAUGAAGCUGUUACAGCCUGUAAGAGAGCGUGUUGAUUGUUUUUUAUCAUUAACUUUCUGAUGUAGUUAACAUGCAGAAUGUGAUCACCUAAAGUUUGAUGUAUAACAUGCACUGUAUCUGCCAGAGACCAGCCUUUUGUGUUCACACAGGAUGUUUUGUACAUUGUUUAAAAUUUCAGUCUCUGGUGUUCUUUUUUUUUAAUUGUUCAUUUUUAUGGUUUAUGAUUCACUUUUUUAUCUUUGUUGUUUGUAUGACAAGAAAUGAAAAUAUAUUUGCACACACUU
This is a messenger RNA of Epinephelus moara (kelp grouper), 13388 nucleotides long. Its product is annotated as latent-transforming growth factor beta-binding protein 2. NCBI's taxonomy places the organism in Eukaryota, Metazoa, Chordata, Actinopteri, Perciformes, Serranidae. The record is from RefSeq and is a predicted model, not a curated record. The transcript is spliced from 39 exons. Bases 101 to 7096 code for a protein of 2331 amino acids. Gene Ontology annotation, molecular function: calcium ion binding.